AUGUAUGUCGGCCAUUGUUAUUGCGGUGCCUCCCGUGUGGAGAUCAAUUGCGAGCCUGUGGCAGUGGGCCUUUGCCAUUGUCUCGAUUGCCGAAAAGUCUCUGGCAGUACCAAUGCUUUGAACUGGUUCAUACCUUCGGAACAAAUGACUGCCUCUGGUCCUUUGAAAACCUUUUCCAAAACGCUCGACCACGGCAAUGACAUUGUCAACACCUUUUGCAGUGACUGUGGCACGACUCUCUUUCGGGAAGGGCAGGCCAUGCCUGGCACCCGAUUCCUCAAGGCGGGCAUUUUGGACGAUCCCACCUGCCUCAACACUUUCAAGCCCCAGGGGGAGAUUUUUGUCUCGCGACGUGUUAACUGGCUCAGUCCUGUACCGGGUGCUUCCCAGAAGCAGGAAUUAUUCGCUUGA
This is a messenger RNA of Aspergillus udagawae, 411 nucleotides long. Its product is annotated as GFA family protein. Gene Ontology annotation, molecular function: carbon-sulfur lyase activity. Lineage: Eukaryota; Fungi; Ascomycota; Eurotiomycetes; Eurotiales; Aspergillaceae. The record is from RefSeq and is a predicted model, not a curated record. The transcript is spliced from 2 exons. Bases 1 to 411 code for a protein of 136 amino acids.